GAUGUCACGGUUGUGGCGGAACCUGCGGAACUCCCCUCCCUAUGAUGUCAAGCAAAACCAGCGAACCACGAUUGCACAGCAGGUUUAAGUUCUACCGCUUCUUCCAUCAUUCGCAGAAUCAUACCAGUCUUAACAUGGCCGCGGAGUCUGUGAUGAAGCGUAAGCGGGUAAGCCAAGCUUGUGAAAAAUGCAGGGCGAUGAAAGCAAAGUGCGAUGGUAAACGACCUGAGUGUUCGCGUUGUUUAGGUUAUGGUUUUGAUUGCUUUUACUCACAACCUCAUCGCCUGCGCUCGCAGGUAUCGAGUCCCGUACCUCUAGCCCAAAAACCAAACUAUAAUCCCAACCUACAGCUAAAUGAUGGCCUGAUAGCAUUUGAUACCUUUAUACAGACGCUGCGCACGUCGGUUCCUGAAUUUGCAGUGAAAUUGAAAGGCGAUGCGGACUUGAUGAAGAGCAUGGAGCAUGCAAGGAACGUAUUCCUUGAUUUUCCCAACACGUUCUCCCAAAAAGGAGGCAAAUUGUGUUCGCUACGUCCCUCUCUUAAUUCUGGUCGAUAUCUUGGAGACUCUAGCGACAUAAGAUUCGUUCACAUGUUGAGGAGCAAGCUUGUUUCACCGGACCCUUCAAACGUAGACGAAGAUGGAAUGGAAACAUAUGAUCAGGAAGAUCCGGUUCCAAAGCUUAGUAUUAGAGAAGUUUCCAUUGACCUUCCUUCCGAGGAUCUAGCCAGGAAGUAUCUCGAUGUUUACUUUACUACCAUACACAUCGCGUAUCCAUUUAUCCCAAAGUCAAAAUUUCUCCAAACCUACCAGAAGCUAGGCAGUGGGAUUGCCGAUGGAGAAGUGGGCAUGUCUUGGUUGGCAUUACUUUACAUCGUCUUUGCUAUCGGUUCCUAUUAUACAACAUUUCCAAAGACAGUCACAAGCAGCGGUUCAUCGCACAUUGAAUACUAUCAACGUGCGCUUUCGUUGUCUUCUCCGUGCGCAUAUGAAAGAUCGCUGACACAUGUGUCAUUCCUGCUGGCGCAAUGCUUCUACCUGCUUAUGACAAGUAAGGCUGAUGAAUGCUGGACUACGCUGGGUAUUGCGGUACGCAUUUCGCAAAGUAUUGGGUUACAUACAGAGGAAGGCAAUUGCGAGAUUACAAGCGGUAACCUCGCGCCUCGAGAUGAAAGGAAGAGAAGACUAUGGUAUUCGUUGUACGUUCUUGACCGACUCAUCGCUUUGCAGCUAGGUAGACCUCCAGCAAUCCAUGACGAGGAUUGUCGUGUACGGCUUCCAUCCAGAAUAGAUGAUGCCUCGAUAGAUUGGACUGCUGAGAAAAUCUCAGCAAUUGCUACCGAUAGCCCAUCCCUUGGAGACUACUUCCUAUGCGUAAUUCGAUUUUCAAAAGUACUCGGACACGUUCUUAGAGACUUAUAUGGCGCCAAGAAAAGCACGAAAGACAAGCUUGUUAGAACGGAACAGCUGGAUAGUCAGCUUUUAGAGUGGAAAAGAACAUUACCGCGAGUGUUGAGAUUCGAUAUUGGCCAUCCAUUUGAAAAAUCACUACUCUUCAGAAAGCAGCGGAACAUGCUCGCGAUCAAAUAUCACCAUCUUCGGGCACUCAUCUACCGGCCAUUUUUGCGUCUCAAUUUUCUAAUUGGAGAGGGAUUGGAGGCUACAGAAGCACUUAGUCCUGGCCAACAACUCGAAGUGAAGCGCAAUGAGCGUGUCUGCAUAGCUGAGGCACAAGAAACAGCGCAUCUGUUACACAACAUUCCAGAUGAAAAGAGUCUGGUCCACGACUUCCCUUGGUGGCAAAUGAUUUCAUGCCUCUUUUGUGCAAGUUCAAUAUUGCUAGUUGCGACCGUUUUUGCGUUAACCCCUAGCACUGAUCUCGAAACUGAAGAGCUCAAUCUCCUUCAUGAAGAUGCCAAGACUUGCAUCAAAGCAUUCGAAGUUCUAGCAACAAAUUCAAAUGGCGCUCGAAUUGCCAUGAAAAUGCUGCAGAGGUUCAAUGACUUCAGGCCCGCAACAGAAAAUAACCUCGAGCAAGUAAGAAAGCAGAGUAUUCUUGUCGCAGAGUCUGGAACCGAUUGCCUGUUAUUUUCGCAACCAGAGCCAGUAGCAGUCAUGCCUGAUGAAUAUCAUUUAGGACUAUCAGACACGAGUUUUUUUAACAGCAAUGACUCCAAUUUUCAUACUCCUCAAGCAUGGCCACCGGAACUGUGGGAUGCGAUGACAUGGUCUGUUCAGUUUUUCGAUACAAGCCAUGAAACAUCCGCUCCCACGUAAGCGUGUAAUGCUUCGCCGCGUCCGCCAAAUCAGAACUAUCUUAGGGAGCCAGAAAGAGUGAUUUCUUGGGACUUUUCGCUUUUCGAUGGCCGUACAUAGUGUGCAUUGCCUUUUUAUCCAGUUCCUUUCGAGUUAUUACUGGCUCAAGAAAUAUAGAUGAGUUUUGAGUGAUAAUAGCUCAAUCAAUAGAACAUGGAAUUUUUUUUGCUACAUAA
Molecule: messenger RNA, 2491 nt
Organism: Verruconis gallopava
Lineage: Eukaryota; Fungi; Ascomycota; Dothideomycetes; Venturiales; Sympoventuriaceae
Exons: 6
Coding region: 42-2276 (744 amino acids)
Biological process (GO): regulation of DNA-templated transcription; DNA-templated transcription
Molecular function (GO): DNA-binding transcription factor activity, RNA polymerase II-specific; zinc ion binding; DNA binding
Source: RefSeq, a predicted model, not a curated record